AAAAAUUCCUUAGAUCUAACCCUUCUUUACCUUUUCUUCUUUUUAACCAAGCUCUAUUUCUCUUUGCCUCCUCUUUCCUUUCCUCCAUCUAUGCAUACAUUUUCUGCAAUUUUUUCUCCACUAUUUCAGUAAUUAACCUGAACUUAUAAACUUCAAAUGCUGAAUCCUCCUCAGGUUCAUUCUAAUACUACAAAAUGUGCGAGGGAGCGGUCCCAAGACUGGGGACCACCAUCCACAUCUCAGCCCUAGACGGGAUCAUCAAUGUCAACUCCCUUUUCACCCUAGCCGUGUUCAUAGGGCUAGCUUGGAACCCGCACGAUCAAGGCAAUAGUCUCUCCCAAGACCCUAGUUGUUUGGCGGGCUCCAAGGUCGCUGAGGACCUUGUAGCCUUCCACGUCUACUCGUUUAGUUGUUUCCUAUUUUCUAGCCUCAUUGCUUUAUGCCUUAAGCAAGCUAUUCGACUGGCUAAGUCAGCUCACUUUCCAACUGUAUUGACUCUUGAUUUGGCCGUCAUCAACAAAAAUGCCCUCCGGUUCGGGUACUUGGUCUCGGCUGCAGGGUCGGUUCUCGGGUCGGUGUUUUUGAUGCUUGCAUUGAUCAAUGUGGUUCAAAUCAAGCUUGGAGUUUUGGGUUGUGGGAGUAUGUAUACUUAUGGAGCUGUUGUUCCACUUGUGAUUUUUGUUCCGUUAGGGCUACUUACUUAUGUUUGUAUUGUUUUUUAUGCUUUCACUCGUUAAUUUCAUCAAUGUAUACUUUUUGAUAAUUUAACACAUUAAUGGAACAUUAGCUUUAGUAA
This is a messenger RNA of Capsicum annuum, 796 nucleotides long. RefSeq lists its product as uncharacterized. The transcript is spliced from 2 exons. Lineage: Eukaryota; Viridiplantae; Streptophyta; Magnoliopsida; Solanales; Solanaceae. The record is from RefSeq and is a predicted model, not a curated record. The coding region runs from base 195 to 737 and encodes 180 amino acids.